This is a messenger RNA of Etheostoma spectabile (orangethroat darter), 389 nucleotides long. It is a transcript of the gene cox7a1, whose product is annotated as cytochrome c oxidase subunit 7A1. The record is from RefSeq and is a predicted model, not a curated record. Gene Ontology annotation, biological process: regulation of oxidative phosphorylation; mitochondrial respirasome assembly; mitochondrial electron transport, cytochrome c to oxygen. NCBI's taxonomy places the organism in Eukaryota, Metazoa, Chordata, Actinopteri, Perciformes, Percidae. Gene Ontology annotation, cellular component: respiratory chain complex IV.
AAGGUUCCCGUCCUGGCGAGCCGAGCCUUCGGCAGCUCCGCCAGACGGCUGAAGAACAAAGUCCCCGAGGCCCAGAGACUCUUCCAGGAGGACAACGGGUUGCCAGUCCACAUCAAGGGAGGGACCUUGGACGUCGUGCUCUACCGGGCGACCAUGACGCUAACCCUCGGAGGAACCUGCUACUCUCUGUACUGGCUGCUCGUGGCCUCGCUGCCGCAGAAGAAAGCCUAGAGAAGAACGGGCUCCGUCUAUCGCAUGGAGAGCAACGCUCGCCCCUGUCUAACACUAAUGUUUGCUGUGUACAUUUCUCCGAGUUGUCCUUCUUUCAACAGGGCAACAAUUAACAUGUAAAAAGUGUCAAUUUAAACUCAACGCCAGCAGAGUUUCCA